CAACAUUUCGCGGCUUUAUCCCACCUUUUUACGAAUAUCUUCUUGUAAAAAAACAAACGGGAUAUGAAGGACAGACGUGCCCAGGCAUUGCAGGCAUGGCUGCGUCAUCAACCCCCAAAAAUCAAGGCCUUUAUGGCCUUGGUUUCUACCGUUGCAGCUCUAGUUGUUAUACGUAUGGUGGUUUAUGACCAUGAUAACCUCUUUAUUGCCGCGGAAGCUGUCCAUGCAAUUGGCAUUUCUGUCCUUAUUUACAAACUUGCAACCGAAAAAACUUGUGUUGGUCUUUCACUCAAAUCACAAGAAUUGACGGCUAUAUUCUUAGGUGCUAGAUUGUACUGCAGUUUUGUUAUGGAAUGCGAUGUACAUACUUUACUCGACUUAGCUACAUUGACAACAACCAUUUGGGUUAUCUAUAUGAUGCGUGUCAACUUGAAUUCCAGUUACAUGCUCGAAAAAGAUAACAUCUCAAAUUUGUAUGUUGUUGUUCCUUGUGCUGUAUUGUCUCUGUUGGUUCAUCCCACAACACAACAUUACAUGGUAUACAGAAUCAUGUGGGCUUUCUGUGUCUAUCUUGAAUCUGUUUCUGUACUUCCACAACUUCGUGUCAUGCAAAAUACCAAGAUUGUUGAACCAUUUACAGCCCAUUAUGUAUUCGCUUUAGGGGUUGCAAGGUUUUUAAGCUGUGCACAUUGGAUUCUCCAGGUUGUGGAUACCAGGGGACGUCUUUUGACGGCUUUAGGUUAUGGAAUGUGGCCUUCAUUGGUCCUUCUUUCAGAAAUUGUUCAAACAUUUAUACUUGCCGAUUUCUGCUAUUAUUAUGUCCAAAGUGUUAUGGGCGGACAGCUAGUUCUACGUCUACCUUCAGGAGUAGUGUGA
Messenger RNA from Erigeron canadensis, 876 nucleotides. Its product is annotated as ER lumen protein-retaining receptor erd-2.2-like. The record is from RefSeq and is a predicted model, not a curated record. The coding region runs from base 64 to 876 and encodes 270 amino acids. The transcript has 6 exons. Gene Ontology annotation, cellular component: membrane. Gene Ontology annotation, molecular function: ER lumen protein retrieval receptor activity. Lineage: Eukaryota; Viridiplantae; Streptophyta; Magnoliopsida; Asterales; Asteraceae. Gene Ontology annotation, biological process: protein retention in ER lumen.